Molecule: messenger RNA, 1866 nt
Organism: Recurvomyces mirabilis
Lineage: Eukaryota; Fungi; Ascomycota; Dothideomycetes; Mycosphaerellales; Teratosphaeriaceae
Exons: 2
Coding region: 1-1866 (621 amino acids)
Biological process (GO): carbohydrate metabolic process; mannose trimming involved in glycoprotein ERAD pathway
Cellular component (GO): endoplasmic reticulum; membrane
Molecular function (GO): mannosyl-oligosaccharide 1,2-alpha-mannosidase activity; calcium ion binding
Source: RefSeq, a predicted model, not a curated record
AUGGCACGAACAUUGGCAACAGCCACGCUGCUGACUGUACUGGCAAAUGCGACCAGCGAGCACGAAGGACCAACCAAGACGUAUCCUCCUCAAUCAUGGUCAUCCGUGACAUGGUGGCCUAAUCCACCUUUUGUGACGGAGAGCUAUGGACCAAUCUCACCGCACUACUACACACCACCAGUCACUACAUCGCUGUCGAGCGUACCGGCAUACACAUACACUUCACCACCAGGCUACUCGUCCGUGAGCAUUCCGACAUCCUAUCCCAACUCCACCAAGCCUUCUGGGCCUGGCUCAACAGGCAACGCUACCCUACCAGCUUGCAAGAAGAUCCAAUACGACUUCCCGUCUGGCCAAGGUGGGAACGCCGAUCGUGCGAAUGCGAUCAAGGAUGCUUAUCUCGAUGGCUGGAAUGCCUAUGUGAAGUACGCCUUCGGCAAAGAUGAGCUGCAGCCUCUCAAUGCUUCUGGUGUGGACAACUGGUUCGGAUGGGGAGUUACGAUCGUGGACGCAAUUGAUACAGCUAUCAUCAUGAAUUUGACCGACGUCGUGGCGCAGCAGCUCGCUUUCAUCCAGACCAUUGACUUUACCACCACAACCUAUGGGCCUGUGGAGAUCUUCGAUGUUAACAUUCGGUAUUUGGGCGGUCUGGUCUCGGCAUACGAUCUGCUGAAGAGUGGACAAUUCUACAAUGAUUACCCAGCUGAUCAGAUCGAGGCGCUGCUCACCCAGGCACAGUCGCUGGGAAACAAGAUUGCUUAUGGCUUCGAUACGCCUACUGGAUUGGCUUCGAGCAAUGUCAACUUCACGUCCAACGAGCCGGUUUUUGGUACCUACACUGUGGCAGCCACGAACGUGACUUACAACUCGACCAAUACCGCGUCGACGGGGACUUUCAUUCUCGACUGGUUUCGUCUCUCUGAUAUCAGUGGCAACCAAAGCUAUCGCCAACUCAGCGAGAGAGCAGAAAGCUACCUCGUCAACCCCUCCCCAGCACCAAGUUUCCCAGGCUUGAUCGGGACUCAAUUCGACAUCGACACCGGCAACAUGCUGACAUUUGAUGGUGGCUGGGAAGCGGGUGUGGACAGUAUGCUCGAGUACCUGAUCAAGACAUAUCAGUACCAGCAAACACCCACCACAACCCAAUACAAGGAUUUCUGGCUGCAGGCCGUCGACUCGACAAUCAAAUAUAUCGCCCUCCACCCGUACGGCUUCGAUGACUUGACCUUCCUGUCCGAGCUAGACGUCAAUGGCACGAUCGCAUACACUCAGGACGACUUCUCUUGCUUCGCCGGCGGCAACUUCCUCCUCGGCGCCAAGUUACUCGACAUGCCCGAACUCCUCGAUCUCGGCAUAGCAGUCACAGACGGCUGCCACCAAACCUACAACACCACGUUGACCGGCCUAGGCCCAAUCGAAUGGCAAUGGUACAAUUCCUCGAACCUCGCUUACGACCCUCUCCGUGACAACGAUUCACCUGCUCGCAAAUGGGCGGCUAAGUACGGCUACUUCAUCCCCGAGGGUGAUGAGAACUGGUCUUCGCGCCCUGAGCCGACGGAGAGUUUGUUCUAUGCUCAUCGUAUCACGGGCGAUGCUAGGUGGGCGGAGUACGGAUGGCAGGUUUUCCAGGCGAUCAAUGAGACGGCAAGGAAUCCGAUUGCGUUUGCUACAGUGAACAAUGUUAACAUGCCCUUUGGGGGGAGUAUGAGCAAUAAUCUUGAUUCGUUCUUCUUUGCUGAGGUGCUGAAGUAUCUCUAUCUACUGUUCAGCGAUCCGAGUGUUAUUGAUCUGUCAGAGUGGGUUAUUAAUACAGAGGCUCAUCCAUUCCUAGUCCAGUGCGGCAAUGGUGCCGUAGAUAAUUACUGA